Panicum hallii is the source of this 1538-nucleotide messenger RNA. RefSeq lists its product as uncharacterized. The transcript has a single exon. The coding region runs from base 262 to 1095 and encodes 277 amino acids. NCBI's taxonomy places the organism in Eukaryota, Viridiplantae, Streptophyta, Magnoliopsida, Poales, Poaceae. The record is from RefSeq and is a predicted model, not a curated record.
CUCCCCCGCAACCUUCCUAGACCACGCCGUCUCUCUCCUCUCUCUAUCUCUCUCCACCACUUCCCCCCCAAAUCGGAUCAAACGAAUUCGUUAAAUAAUCUCUAAAAACACACGGUGAACGGGAUUGAAGAGAUUAAAACGAAAACGUUCCGAUCCCGCGAUUAGGGCCCGGAGCUAAUCGUGUGAUUUUUGGGGUGUUUGGGGUUGUGAUUUAGUGUUAGGGUUUCGGAUCUGGGAGGAUUAGUUCUUCCUUGCCACACCAUGAAUGAGCAGAUGAUGCGACCGCCGGCGCCGCUGCCGUACCACCACCCGAUGUGGGGGGCGGCGCCGGCGGCUCCCCCGCCGGCGAUGGAGCCUCCGGUGCUGGGGUUCAAGCCGGCGCGGCCGGCGUGGAAGCGGUCGGCGCGGACGCCCUGGAAGCGCAAGGCCCCGCCGGCGGCGUCGGGCGGCGCCCGGUGGGGCGGCGCGGCGGCCCCGCGCAACACGACGUCGUUCCUGAUCCGGGCGAAGCGGGCGGGCGGCGUGGCGUCGCUGGUGUCGCCGUGCCCCGUGACGCCGGCGGUGCUGCCGACGCCGGUGCUGUCGCCGGCGCGGGAGGUGCUGGUGGAGAUGGCCAAGGAGGCGUGGGGCGUGGAUGGGUACGGGUCCAUGAAGGGCCUCAUCCGCCUCCGCGCCGACGCCGGGGAGGCCGCCGGCGAGGAGGACUCCGGCUCCGGCGAGAGCGAUGUGGAGGAGCACGUCGAGGUGGAGCGCCGCCUGGACCACGACCUCAGCCGCUUCGAGAUGGUCCAGCUCCCUGCCCCGGCCGCCCUGGACGACGACGACGACGAGGACGAGGAGGCGCGCGCGGCGAGGCUGGAGGAGGAGAACCUAGCCCUCCGCGAGCGCCUCAUCCUGAUGGAGCGCGACAUGGCCGACCUCCGCCGCCGGCUCCUGGCCGUCGAGGAGCUCUGCCGGGACUGCCACCGCGACGGCUGCGUCGUGGACGCCACCGCGGGCGCCGCCGGCGAGUCCGCGCCCUCCGAGAGCGUCGCCGCCGCCGCCUCCCCCGCCGCCGGCGAGGAGGCGGGCACGGCGGACGCCAUGGAGAACUGAAGCAUAGACCAACCGCUACCUGACAGGCCCCGGCCCCCUCGGCUGUACCGAAACUGUACAUACGGUUUCCCAUUUCCCUGUGCAGAUGUCGCGGUGAAGAGUAGGAAGCAUCAGCAGCAGCAGCAGAUAGCCUAGAAUUACUCUUCGUUGCAUCCUUGUUAGUUUGAUGUCGUCUAGCUUUGAUUUCAUCCCGUGUUCUUUGUAGAAUCAGCCAGCCAGCCAGCCCGGAGGCUGACGAUGGAAUGUGCAUGCAGGGACACAAGAUCCUGGUGUCCUCCUGCCGCCCUCCUCGGGUAGAUCUCCCAACUGCUAGCCCCCCAACUUCUUACCAACCUUUCUAGUGCAGUGCUAGUACCAGUAAUCUGUUUCUGUUGUGAAAAAAAAAGUGUGAUUCCAACAUGUUCUUUUGUUCCGUAUUAGCUGAGUGAUAAUGUUAGUCCUAA